UCAGUGUGCACUUGAGUCGACAUGAUUGGCUGAAAUCAUUCGACCGUGACGUGGUCAAGGGUCAUAAAUACAGGGGGACAGUCCCCUUUUGCGGAAAUAUAAUAUUCUCCAACAAUUGAAUCAACUCAUGAACUUGCUCAUGUUUGUAAAACCCUUGUUUGAUUAUCACAUCAGAAAUGUUACUGACUAGGCCUAGGUGCUACUGCUAGGGCGUUGUGUUUCCAUGGAGCCACCCAGAAUGAUGCUCCCUAGUCUGCCCUCCAGAUUAGUAGUCCUGGCCACCAUCUUUCUCAUGGUUCUCCUGCAAACGUUAAUCUUCAUGAUGUCGGACACUAAGGAGCAGACCGAAUCUCAGGAGAUGGCAACAAAGGCAGCGACACUAGAUCCAGGCUCGGCAAACUACCCAUUCCUGAAAGAUCCUCAAACUGUCAAGUACAUUUCCACUCAAAUAAAGGUGAUGAUCUUUCUACAUGUGGCAUCAGACAAAGAGAUGUCAGCCUUAGCCCAAGCCAUCACCAGCACCUACAAGGACUCGGCGACUUGCUGCUUGAAGACUUCCAGAGGUUCUGAAGUAAAACCCUUCGGGGGAAUCGUAUACCACAGAUGCCAGGACCAGAUUGAAGACAGCUGUAAAAAAGGGGUGCAAGUCAUCGUCGUGAAUGGCACAGAAAAUAUCCCGUCUGAUUUACAAGACUGCUUCACUUUGGCGCAUCGUUACAACUACACAACUCUUGUCGUACAACCGAACGCCACGUCCGGUCACCCAGGGGCUGCACAUGGCUCGCAUUCGGAGCUCAUGCAAGAGACUUUGAGAACCGCCAACGCAAAGCCAAAGCUUCCAACGAUCUUGUACCCUUUCUUCUACGGAUGGUUUCUUGGGUUCAACAUCUCCGUGGACACCCUAGGAUUCGGGAAGACCAUUUUCAAGGAGUGUCUUCAGCAGCCCAAGUUUGUGGAGAUAUUUACAAAGUAUGCCAUUCCUGGCUCACCGCGAAAUGCAUCUGGCGGCCUGGACUUUGAUCGUUACUUUUCCUUGGAGGGUUUCAUCACUGGUACUACGCUGCUCCACUGUACAUCAUUCUUCAGCAACUACAGCGAGAGAGCCGGUUCCCAGCAGUACGCGACCUCCCCUGCGGUCAGACAGGCCACCGGACGUGCCUUCAACCUGACGGUUAUAGGAUUCCUAAUCACGCCACGAACCUUAGGAGCUCGAAUCAGACUCAAUGAUCAGGAGUUACUUCUAUGGGAGACGAACAGUAGCGCAACAAGCGACUUCACCCCAGUUGGAGCAGGUAACAAUGUAGACAAAACAAUGCAACAGAAACAACUCCAACACCUGGACCAAUCACAGAUGCCAGGUCAGGAGAUAUCAACCUUUUACCCUAUAAGAGACGAGGUUCCCUGUCCAAAGGGUUGGCGCCCGACUGAAUUCUCACCCACGUGCGGGCGGGGGAGUCGGGCCCAUCUGACUCUAGGCACUGGGAAGGACGUAGAGGCCGUUCAGACUGGUUCCGAUCUGAACGCGAUCAUCCAGAGAGAACUAGAAGCCGUGGCAAAGAAAGAAGACAUCCUGACCCUCAAACUGAAAAGUGGAACAGUCCGUUGCUAUGGGGAGGGCAACUGGGCCGUGUAUCUUGACAAGGCACUGGAAAUCGGCACUUUGUUCACAGGGUGGUACUAGGCUUUGAAGAAUGCUUUUGCUGGCUGUUUUGUUAAGAAACAGUCUGUAUGUUCAAACGCCUGAUAUAAUUGUCUUGCAGUGUGAACUCAGUCGGCAAUGCACAAACAUCUCUCCCAGUGGUCUCCCCUAACUCUCCCUUUCUUACCGUUGAGGGGGUACUUGUGACCGGAGUCCAUUGACGGCCGACUAUGUGGCUCAUCACAUCUUGACCAUUUCCUUUUAAAUAUGUGGACAUUUUUAAGAGGAGUAAAUCAUUAAAAAAAAUAUAUAUCAGGGGAAAGGUUUAUUCAGCUUCAUUUUUUUUUCUAAGUCUAAUUACACAGUGCUCUAGAUAAAGUGCCUACUCGUCAAAAUUGAAUUUUGAACGCAGUUAAUUCCUAUCAGAAAACCCUUAA
This is a messenger RNA of Patiria miniata (bat star), 2076 nucleotides long. RefSeq names its product 2',3'-cyclic-nucleotide 3'-phosphodiesterase-like. The transcript is spliced from 5 exons. NCBI's taxonomy places the organism in Eukaryota, Metazoa, Echinodermata, Asteroidea, Valvatida, Asterinidae. Gene Ontology annotation, biological process: cyclic nucleotide catabolic process. The coding region runs from base 224 to 1681 and encodes 485 amino acids. The record is from RefSeq and is a predicted model, not a curated record. Gene Ontology annotation, molecular function: 2',3'-cyclic-nucleotide 3'-phosphodiesterase activity. Gene Ontology annotation, cellular component: cytoplasm; membrane.